Molecule: messenger RNA, 2397 nt
Organism: Mycena citricolor
Lineage: Eukaryota; Fungi; Basidiomycota; Agaricomycetes; Agaricales; Mycenaceae
Source: the annotation of a GenBank genome assembly
CAUAACAACAAUUGCAUACAGAUCUCGAUCGACGUGUGGUGUGCACGCCGCGCGCUUGUGUGUUUCCCCCAUUUUAUGCGGGCUUCCUUUCGUCGCUUAAGUCUCCUUUAACCUCUCCGUCUGUCUCUUUUCUACCUUACCAGCAUCCGAGACUACCCUGGCGCAUUUCCUGCCACCACUCCCAGGGCCAUGACAGCCGCCAGCUCGACCGUAUCUCACACAGCGUUCUCAAAGAAUGACUCGGCAAUUUCAUCACCACCCACAGUGGCAGGCCAGUGCUCUGCACCAGCACCACCUCCAGCACGUUGCCGGCCCCUGCGAAAGGUCGCCAGUCGGCGCGCAAUCGAUGCCGAAGACGCCCUCAAGAAGCAGCACCAUUCCUGUCCGACCUGCAAGCGAGGAUUCACCUCUGCCGGCCAUCUCGCACGACAUGUCAAGAUCCACAGCGGAGAGAAGAAACACAAAUGCCCGUUCCCUGGAUGCGCGACGUCGUGCUCACGCCAGGACAAUUUGCAGCAGCACUACCGCAUCCAUCUUUCGCCUGGUGCAGCCGCGCGGCGCAAGUCCGGCCGUCCAUCCGUCAUUCGCGCAAUGGGCUUCCAGCUGCCGCCCCCGCAGGACCUCUACGAAGCAUCCCCCGUGUCCCCUGUUUUCUCAGCCGAGUCCGCAUCAUCAUCCAGGUCCUCCUUCUCGUCGUCCGCUUCGUCGUCCGGGUCCUCCAGCCAGCGCUCAUUCUCUCCGCCCCUGACCCCGCCGCCGCUAGAAGACUCGACGCCGUACCUGCUCCGCGGCUCUGGAUUCCUGCCCACUGAUCCCCGACGGCGGCCGGCCACGCCGCCCCCCGCAUACAUCGACGUCGGGAUCGCGGUCACGGGUGGCGGCGGGUACAUUGAGCGGGCGGUCACCCCGGAACCCCUGUUGAACGGGUACCCGCGCCCGAAGCUAGAGGAUCUGGCGGAGGAUAUCGAGGCCCAGAAGGGCGUACAGGCACACAUGGCUGAGUUGCGCAAGGCUCAGAAGAGCGGCUGGUUUCGCGUGCGGGUGCCCGCGGACCCGCGGGCUUUGAAGGGGCUGUCACCCGAGCCCCACGCAGAGCCUGCGUCGCAGACAGCUCCGAAGACGGAUCCGAAACCCGCGCGGAAGAGCAAGCAGACGCCAGCGGUGCUGCCUGCGAUUGACACUUUGGGGUCGGCAUUGGCGAACGCUCUGUCGCCUGCCUAUUCGAAAGCGGGAUCUUCUGUGGCUGCCACUCCGGCAUCUUCCGCUGCACCAUCGCCCGCCUUCUCGUAUUUCUCCAGCCAGACUUCUCCGGCCUCCAAUGUGGCUUCUCCGGCCAUGGAGAUCUCGUCUCCGCGCUACUCACCAGAACAUCUCCCUGCCCUUGUCUCGUCCUCGACGUCAUCAAGUGUGCACGCUGGAACCCAGCGCAUUAUAGAUCUCGACGCCUAUGAUCGACAGGAUCAGCAUCUUUCGUCGCACGCCACAUCCGGAGCCCCGCCGUCCUCUGUUUCGGUGCCUGUAGCUGCGUAUGAUGCUGAUGCUGAUCGACAGCGAGAGCUUGCUUACGGCAAUGGCGUCUACCACCCAGAGCACGGAUACUAUGAAAUGCAUCUGGACCAGGGCCCGGAUUCUUACCAGCAGCAUGAUCAUCCUCAGCCUCGCCUCGAGCACCACGAGAGCCGCCACCACCAUCAGGAUCUAGCCUAUCGUGGAUUGCAGGCGGAGCCGUAUGUCGGGGAGGGGCAAAUGCGAUCAGAAUCGGCGUUCCAGCUCCAGUCUCCGCCUGCGGCUUGCGAUGCGGUUUACACGGAGCAGCACGAGGCUCCACUCGAGAUGCGCUAUGGCCGACAAGUGGAGCAGUAUCCGCAGUAUCAGCUGUCGCCGACCGUGGACUCGGGCUACUACUAUGACCCGCAGCAACAGCAGCAUCAUUCCUACCAGCACUACUAUGCGCAAUAUGAAACCCCCAGCAGCCCGUUGACCGUGCCCAUUUCUUCUCUCCGGCGCAGCGCGCCGCAAUCCAAUGCCUACGCCGAGCCUACCCCCUAUCUGCAUCAGCCCCAGCCCGUGUCCCCGGUGGAUUACUUUGGUCAUGUCCAGCAUGGAUGGAGGCAGGUCGGAGCUUUAUGACCAUGACGUUUCUUCAUUCUCUAUUGCUAUCAGUAUCCCGCGCUCUCCGAUCUGCUCUUCGCUUCUCUUGUAUAUAUCGGAUCCAAUCUCACGUGUAGUAAUUACUCACCGGCCUAUCAUCAUCUACGUAUAGUCGCUAUCUCUGGUAUACAACAUAAUAUAAUCGCGCACCCGUGCCACCUACGUCUGUUUCAGGGAGAUAAUUUUUUCCGCAAUACUUACUCAAAACCGAUCUCAAUGGAUUAAUUCAACUAGAACCUCGCUCGA